Molecule: messenger RNA, 2439 nt
Organism: Penicillium diatomitis
Lineage: Eukaryota; Fungi; Ascomycota; Eurotiomycetes; Eurotiales; Aspergillaceae
Exons: 1
Coding region: 1-2439 (812 amino acids)
Cellular component (GO): NuA4 histone acetyltransferase complex
Molecular function (GO): protein binding
Source: RefSeq, a predicted model, not a curated record
AUGCCUCCCUUGUCGGCGUACACCCCGUUUGAGUCUUUACUCUUUUUCCAAACCCUCGCUGCCUCGAAAGAGCCGCCCGCCAAUUUCACGUCAAUUUCCAAAUCUCUGAACGAGAAUCCCUUGGUGCGCCAAAAUGUAGCCUUCAGUGCUGAGCGUCUCAGCCCGGAGGCUCUGGAGGAUCUAUAUGCGACACUACUUCGCGACGGAUUUGAUCGCGAAGCCUGCCCUACCGGCGCAUAUGGUCGUUCACCCGACAACCAUGGCUCGAACAAUCUCAAGAAACGCAAAAUUUCGAGCCCGCGACCAGAAGGAACAAUGGAUGGGCUUUCACAAGCGACUUUGAUUCCAGAUCUGGUUGCCCGUCUGUACGCUCGAUACAAGGAGUUGGCGACCCAAGAGAUUCGGGAUGAGGAGAAGCGGUACAACGAAAUCAAGGGUGAAAUCGAACAAUUACAGAAAGAGAGUGCACAGCAAGCGACAGCGGCUUGGCGCGAAACGGAAGUACCACCAACUUCUCCGAAGAUCGAGCGCAAACAGUCCUUGGAUGUUAAUGUGAAGCUGGAACCGCCCCGCCAGGAACCUCCUCAACAAAAGAUUCCGAUCGCAGGUCAAGCCGAGUCAAGGCAGCCCCUUCCAGCAGCUAUACCUGCAGCCCCGUCUCGAUCUCAGGAAUUGGCUCACCCGCCCAGCGCGCCGAGCCCACCAGUUGCGGUGCCUGAGAUCCAACAAACUCGACAGCAAACCCAGACUACCACAGCCCCGACUAGUCAGGAUGUGACCGUUCAAAGCAGCAAAGUUCACGACGUCUCCGCUCAUCCUCAUCAGCAACCAAUUGCGCCAAGAGCGCAACUACCAGAUCCCUCCACUCCCGUUGCGACACGCGUGGUGCCGUCCCAUCCUUCGCAAGUUGCACCACGACCUCAUGGUCCCAUCAUCACGCCUUCCGCCUCGGUCAAACCCAACUUACCCCUGUCUACCUCACAACACCCUACACCCACUCAAUCAAGCUUUCAGCAAUGGCAGCUUGAAGCGUCUCCACACUCUCCUUACUCGGCAGUGUCACCUGCUACUGCCGCACCAGCCACGGUCCCCGCAGUCACUAAGCCACCCUCUGUGCCUCUCCUCGGGGCUGUAAGGGCGCCGUCACGAGUCUCUCACUCCUCGACUAUCCCAAGCACCCCUGGUACCUCCACCCCGCUUGUCCACACCCCAGCACAUGGUGGCUUAUCGCACGGCUCACAGACUCCAAGCGUGGUGAUUCCGGCCUACGCAGAACGGAAGGAUUCACGGCCUCGAUUGUCCAUUGAUACACCAGGAUCGUGUACCCCGUGGAAGCGAACGCCCAGAUUCAGCAUUCCCGAGUCUCCGGCGUCUCCGCCACGACCUCGGCCGGAAGACGUGAGCCCAAUUAGUGAACGCGCACCUUCUCCCGACGCGAUGCAGAUUUCGCCUCCUCGCGAAAAGAAAGCGACUCGACGCAGCCAAGCCGCUACGGCGGUGGAAUUACAGGCCACGCCGAGCAUAAAGAUCGAAAAUUUAUCUUCGACCCGCAGGAAUCGAGCAAUCAGUUCUGCCUCCACUCAAAGCCGAGGAAGAUCUGUGGCUUCCAGGGACGUCUCACGGGAGCGGGCUCGCUCAGUGACGCGCCGCAAAGAGCCCGCGACAGUCACAGAUGAUCAGACCCCAAAGGCCAGGCCGAAGAGAAAACGCGGCGCCAGCGAGUCCUUGGAGAAUGAGUCCGUGGUCUUUGAACAACCCAGAAUCGACACCACGAAGUACGUUCUUUGUACACGUGGCUUUCACCGAACUGCGGCCCCCAUCAUGAACGAUGUGACGACUCACAAAUUGGCGUCUAUCUUCGCCAAACCUAUUAGCGAGCGUGAUGCGCCAGGCUACCAUGAUCUUAUCUACCGCCCUCAGGACCUGAAGUCUAUCAAGUCUGCGGUGCACCAAGGCAGUAAAUCCGUGGCCGCGGCCACCGAGGCUGUCAGUACUCCCGCUGGCGACGGGGAGUCCCCGGCACCGGGUGUGGGGACACCAUCCAAAAACAACGUGCUCAUGUUGCAGAAAACGGAGGAUCUCGUCCCGCCGAAGGCUAUCGUCAAUUCAGCACAGCUGGAGAAGGAGCUGAUUCGCAUGUUUGCCAACGCAAUUAUGUACAAUCCCAUUCCCGCUCGAGGGUUCGGACCCGCCUUCCCCAUGAUGAACGAGCGUGGAUCUCGUGAGAGUACUCAGUCCGGCGAGGGUGACGAGGGCGGUAUCAUCCAAGACUCUCUCGAGAUGUUUGAAGACGUUGAGCAAGCAGUGACCCAUUGGCGCCAGGCCGAGCGUACCGCAGAGCGGAAUGCGGACGAUAUGACAAAUAAGAACAUCCUCUUCUUACGUCGUGGCAGUGUGAGCGAUUUCAACACCGACAGUGCGGAUGAUCUCAAAGGGUGA